Entelurus aequoreus (snake pipefish) is the source of this 3242-nucleotide messenger RNA. It is a transcript of the gene trpc6a, whose product is annotated as transient receptor potential cation channel, subfamily C, member 6a. The transcript has 14 exons. Gene Ontology annotation, molecular function: store-operated calcium channel activity; inositol 1,4,5 trisphosphate binding; protein binding. The record is from RefSeq and is a predicted model, not a curated record. NCBI's taxonomy places the organism in Eukaryota, Metazoa, Chordata, Actinopteri, Syngnathiformes, Syngnathidae. Gene Ontology annotation, cellular component: cation channel complex; membrane. Bases 1 to 2565 code for a protein of 854 amino acids. Gene Ontology annotation, biological process: calcium ion transmembrane transport; regulation of cytosolic calcium ion concentration; manganese ion transport.
AUGAACCACAGGCAGGCGGCGGACAGCCCGCGGGCCAGGAGCCGGGACGACCACCACUUCCCGGGGGAGAACAGUUGCCCAGGACGAUGGCUCGGCUCUGAGAGACAACUGCUGGCCCGCCUCAGCGCCGUCAAGCGACGCCCCGGCCACAUGUUCACCGCGCCGUCCGUCAGCCCCUCGGCGGUGGAGCAGCGCUUCCUGGAGGCGGCCGAGUACGGCAACAUACCCGAGGUGCGGCGCGUGCUGCGGCACGUGGCGCACCUCAACGUCAACACGGUGGACUACAUGGGCCAGAACGCGCUGCAGCUGGCCGUGGCCAACGAGCACCUGGAGGUCACCGAGCUGCUGCUGGGGAGGCCCGACUUGGCCCGGGUGGGCGACGCCCUCCUGUUGGCCAUCAGUAAAGGUUAUGUUCGCAUCACAGAAGCCCUGCUAGCCCAUCCAUCAUUUCGAGAUGCCCAUCGUCUUACAGCGAGUCCUGCUCAAGUGGACAUCCUGGACGACUUCUAUGCUUACGACGAAGACGGGACAAGAUUCUCCCACGACGUCACUCCGGUGAUCUUGGCGGCGCACUGCCAGGAGUACGAGAUAGUCUACACCCUGUUGAGUAAAGGCGCUCGAAUCGACCAUCCCCACGACUACUUCUGUGGCUGCAACUCCUGCAACUACCAGCAGCAGUUUGACUCUUUUAGCCACUCGCGCUCCCGCAUCAACGCCUACCGGGGACUGGCCAGUCCGGCGUACCUUUCUCUGUCCAGUGAGGACCCAGUUUUGGCCGCCCUGGAGCUCAGCAACGAACUGGCCAUGCUGGCCAACAUCGAGAAGGAGUUUAAGAAUGAUUAUUGCUGCCUGUCGAGCCAGUGCAAGGACUUUGUUGUGGGCCUGCUGGACCUCUGUCGCAGUACGGAGGAGGUUGAGGCAAUACUGAACGGAGAAACCGACUGCGACGACUGCUACGAUCCGCCAGGUCGCCCUUCCCUGACACGCCUCAAGUUAGCCAUCAAGUACGAACUCAAGAAGUUUGUGGCCCAUCCCAACUGCCAACAACAGCUGCUGAGUAUUUGGUACGAGAACCUGCCUGGUUUGAGGCAACAAACCACUGGCAUCAAACUUCUGGUUGUCUUGGCGGUGGCUAUGGGGCUACCAGGGCUGGCUAUGGCCUACUGGAUCGCUCCGUGCAGCAGAGUGGGUCGAGUGAUGCGAAGCCCCUUCAUGAAGUUUGUGGCCCACGCCUCGUCUUUCACGAUCUUCCUGGGUCUACUGAUUCUGAAUGCCGCAGACCGCUUUGCGGGAACCACCUUGCUACCCAACAUGACCCACCAUCAGAUUCCGGGAGGAAUCAGCACAGACCCGCUGCUGCUCUACCGAAUGACCACAACCCCCUUCACCUGGAUGGAGAUCCUAAUCAUCUCGUGGGUCAUGGGUAUGAUCUGGGCAGAAGUGAAGGAGAUCUGGAGUCUUGGGCCAGGGGAUUACAUUGUGGAACCGUGGAACUUUUUGGACUUUGGGAUGCUGGCCAUCUUCCUGGCGUCUUUCAGCUGUCGUCUGUCCGCGCUUAGACACGCCAGAUUUGCUCAGACUUAUGUCCACGCUCACUGCACAAACCUGACCAACGUCAUGCUGCUCCCGGAGAUCCGCUACUUUACACUUGCCCGCGUCCAUUGGUUGCCGUCAGACCCCCAGCUGGUCUCCGAGGGCUUGUACGCCGUGGCGGUGGUGCUGAGCUUCUCUCGCAUCGCGUACAUCCUCCCGGCCAACGAGAGCUUCGGUCCACUGCAGAUCUCCUUGGGGAGGACGGUGAAGGACAUCUUCAAGUUCAUGGUCAUCUUCCUGCUGGUCUUCUUGGCCUUCAUGAUCGGCAUGUUCAACCUGUACUCCUACUACCUGGGCAUCAAGCAGAACGACGCCUUCACCACGCUGGAGGAGAGCUUCAAGACUUUGUUCUGGGCCAUAUUCGGACUUUCCGAGGUCAGGUCCGUAGUCAUAAACAACGGGCACAAGUUCAUCGAGAACAUCGGCUACGUGCUGUAUGGCGUUUACAACGUUACCAUGGUGAUCGUGCUGCUCAACAUGCUCAUCGCCAUGAUCAACAGCUCCUUCCAGGAGAUCGAGGACGACGCCGACGUGGAGUGGAAGUUUGCCCGGGCUAAACUCUGGUUCUCCUACUUUGAGGAGGGAAGAACGCUGCCGGUGCCCUUCAACCUGGUCCCCAGUCCAAAGUCCAUGCUGGGUCUCUCCAAAGGCAUCAAGUCUGUGGCCCUGCGCUACAUGAGGGGACACAAGGAGGACAAAGACCAGACACAGCUAGACCAGAUUGGAGGAAGAAAAAGUCCGUCAUACAGCGGAUCCAAGCAGCCUUCCAGAUAUCAGAAGAUCAUGAAGCGCCUGAUCAAGCGCUACAUCAUCAAAGCGCGGGCGGACCGCGACAGCGACGAGAUCACGGAAGGUGAGCUGAAGGAGAUCAAGCAGGACAUCUCCAGCCUGCGCUACGAGCUGCUGGAGGACAAGUCCCACAACGUGGACACCUUGGACGGGCUGCUGAAGAGACUGGGCGACAUCAGCUGAUCCUCCUGCAACAACAAUACAGGCCACAUCAGCUGAUCCUCCUUUAACAACAAUACAGGCCACAUCAGCUGAUCCUCCUUUAACAACAAUACAGGCCACAUCAGCUGAUCCUCCUGCAACAACAAUACAGGCCACAUCAGCUGAUCCUCCUUUAACAACAAUACAGGCCACAUCAGCUGAUCCUCCUUUAACAACAAUACAGGCCACAUCAGCUGAUCCUCCUUUAACAACAAUACAGGCCACAUCAGCUGAUCCUCCUGCAACAACAAUACAGGCCACAUCAGCUGAUCCUCCUUUAACAACAAUACAGGCCACAUCAGCUGAUCCUCCUUUAACAACAAUACAGGCCACAUCAGCUGAUCCUCCUUUAACAACAAUACAUGAUGACGUGCAGUAUCAGUCACAGGUGAGGGGGACACCCUCUCAUUACUGCUGAUCCUCCUUUGUUUACUCUAACAACAAUACAGAGGACAGUAUUUUUUACAGACUGCUAAAUUAAGUUUGGGCGAUGUUGAUAUCGCUGCGAUAUCAGCAAAAGAAACACGUAUCGGAUGGUAUCAGCUCGCAUGUAAAAUGUCCGCCGUGAGCUCGGAUACAGCACAAACGGGACAAGAGCUUAGCUUCAUGAAAGAUUGUGUGACCACCCCGCUUCAAUUUAAAGACAGCACGAGUACAUU